CAUGGCGGUCCCUGCAAAACAGUAUGGGCUGAUCUUGCCACAGAAGAAAGCAGCGUCAAAGACAGCAAUCCUGCAGAAGCCCUCAGUGUUUGGGGAUGACUCAGAUGAUGAGACCUCAGUUGGCGAGAGUCUACAGAGAGAAGCUGUCAAAAAAAAGAUGAUGAAGCAGACUCGUUUGGAGAUGCAGAAGGCCCUGGAAGAGGACAGCACUGUAUAUGACUAUGAUGCUGUGUAUGAUGACAUUCAAAACCAGAGACUUGAGAGCAACAAAAAAAUUCUGCAUGGCACUGACAAAAGGCCAAAGUAUAUCCACCAGUUAAUGAGAGCAGUCGAGGACCGAAAGAAAGAACAAGAACGAAGGGAAGAGAGGAAGAUCCAGAAGGAAAGGGAGGCAGAGGGAGAGCAGUUUGCUGAUAAAGAGGCUUACGUCACCUCGGCCUACAGGCAAAAACUGCAGGAGCAGAAGGAGGAGCAGGAGAGAGAGAAGAGAGAGGCUGAGAUGGAAGCUGCUUUGGACGUGAAGAAACAAAAAGACCUGAGCGGCUUCUACCGACACCUGCUGAAUCAGACUGUAGGGGAGGAGGCGAUACCAGAUCGCUCAGCAAACAAAAGUCAACCCUCAAAGGUUCCAAAAGACGCAGAGAGGACUUUACCUGUUCCCACAUCUACAUCCCACGAUAAUAUCCCAAGUUCAUGCAGUGACAAUGAGGAGGGGCAAGAGCAGAAGUCUGGUUUUAGCAAGUCUGCAACAGGCUCUGCACACUCAAAACGGCAAUACAGACAGAGGUCGCCUUCAUCAGGGAGUGGAGAGGAGAAGGAGAAGGACAAAGAAAGGGAAAAAGACAGGCAUAAGAAGAGCCACAGAGAUCAAGACAGAGACAAAGGGAGGGACAGAGAUAGAGACCGAGACCGAAACAGGGGAAGGGAAAGGGAUGACAGACAUGGAGGAAGAAGAGAAGACAGGGAUAGAAGGAAAGAUAGGGACAGAGGCAGAGAAGAUGACAGAAGCAGAGGCAAAGCAGAUACAGAGAGGGAAGACAGGCACGGGAAGAGGGAGAGGAGCCCCAAAGAACGAGAGAGGGACAAGAACGGGGAAAGAGAGAGGAGGAGGUAUCCAGAUGAAGACAAGCGGAAGGACAAAUAUCGGGAAGAAGAGAAGGAGAGGAGGAAGGAACCCGAGAAAGAGAAGGCAGUGAAGACGGAAGAGAAAGAUCCAGAAAAGAAGGAACACAGAAAGGGAAAAGAAGAUGAACACAGAGAGGAAGGCGGGGAGAAAGCGGACAUGGAGGGAAAGGAGCCCAACAAGUUUGCAAAGCGCAGCACAGAUCAGACUGUGAGUUCGGCGAGAGACAGGUACAUGGCCAGACAGGUGGCACGCUCGGCCUGUAAGACCUAUAUAGAGAAGGACGAGGACUGAGCCAACAUCCCUGAAUUGCACACAAACUUUAUCUCAAUUUGACAAGGCUCCUUUAUGUUUUUCUUGUUUUUUUUCAACAAAGAUCAAAACGAGUUAGUUGCUUCUUCUGUCACCACUUUCUAUUUUUUCCUGAAGUUGUAAAUCUUUAAAAACUGGUCACACAUAUAGAGUUUCAUUUGAUUUGCUGGGCAGUGAAGUUCUUAAUAAAUGUUCCUCAAGCAGGCAUAAAUAGCAGAUUUGUUGUUGACUUUUUUCAUCUGUGGAUUAAUACACAUUUGGUACAUUAGUAUGUAUUUACAGCACUAGAACAGUGUAUAUGGGACUGACUGACUGACAAAGUAUACCACAGUGCCAGUGUUCAUUGUAAUGAAAGAACAUGUCACAGAGUGCAACAGUAAGGCUUAUUGAUGUAUUUUUAAUAGUGGAGGACUGUGGCAUAGAAGAAUAUAUCAGACAGUACUUGACAGUAGUGUCAAUGCCCUGUUGGUUGUGGUCUUUUCAUGGGAUUUGUUGACAAUAAAAAAAAAUAUUGAAUAUUGCCAACCUCACCCUGUAAAUGCUGACUCCAUCAUACACUGCACUGGAGAGAUUCAAACAGCAGAGUGUGCUCAUGGUCUUCAUUGACAAGAGAUGGUGCUGGACAAUACUUUUUGUUUGGGGCGGAGAGGCACUUGGAAAGGUGGAUUUUUGAUCUAUCCUUGUUAAAUAUGAAUUCUGACUUGUAAAUAUGAUACCUUUGAGCGUCUUGUACCAUCACAUACAGGAAUGAGUGUAUAUAGGGAAUGUUAAUUGGUUAAUUCAGGAGGUGGAUGAGUUGAUUGAGGUGUAAGCCACUGAUGUUGUGUUUGAUCACUUUUGUAUCUUUUUGAUGCAGACAGUGAUGAGUUAAUAAAAUCGUUUCUGG
Messenger RNA from Chelmon rostratus (copperband butterflyfish), 2321 nucleotides. It is a transcript of the gene nsrp1, whose product is annotated as nuclear speckle splicing regulatory protein 1. Gene Ontology annotation, biological process: regulation of alternative mRNA splicing, via spliceosome. The record is from RefSeq and is a predicted model, not a curated record. The transcript is spliced from 7 exons. Bases 2 to 1417 code for a protein of 471 amino acids. NCBI's taxonomy places the organism in Eukaryota, Metazoa, Chordata, Actinopteri, Chaetodontiformes, Chaetodontidae.